Messenger RNA from Helicoverpa zea (corn earworm), 2837 nucleotides. It is a transcript of the gene SF1, whose product is annotated as splicing factor 1-like. Gene Ontology annotation, biological process: regulation of mRNA splicing, via spliceosome. Gene Ontology annotation, cellular component: nucleus. Lineage: Eukaryota; Metazoa; Arthropoda; Insecta; Lepidoptera; Noctuidae. Gene Ontology annotation, molecular function: zinc ion binding; mRNA binding. The record is from RefSeq and is a predicted model, not a curated record.
GGUUCAUAGUCUGUGGUAUUCGCCAUUUUGUUUGAAAAUACUUGCUUGCCGAUGCUGCUGCUUGUGUUCUGUCAAAGGAGGCUGUAGAGAAUGGGAAAUCUGCGUUUAAUUCCGAGACUGUUAUUAAUAUUGUGGAAAUGAAGUGAACAUGAUUGAUACAAAAAACUAAAGUACUAAUCGGCGUAACCUAACAGUUGCCACAAAAUUAUUUUUCAUACCUAGUUGUAAAUUGAAUUCCUUUGGUAAUUAAUUGACAAUAUUUUCUUACAUUGUGUCAAGUGUUUUAAUUUAACAAACGCGCGGUAUGAGUUCAAGACAUCGUGACCGUAGCCGUUCAAGAUCUCGCGACCGCGAGAGAGACAGGCACAAGGAGAGAGAUCGUGAUAAGAACAGGGAUCGAGAUCGUGAUAAGGAAAGGGAGCGGGACCGAGACCGGGACAGGGACCGGGACCGCGACCGCGACCGUGAUCGGGACCGGGACCGCGACCGGGACCGUGACAGGGACAGGGACCGUGAUCGGGACCGCCAUCGCUCCAAGAGGGACAAGGAGCGAGAGCGCAGCCGCAGCCGCGACCGGCACAAGGAGAAGCGCCGCAGUCGCAGCCGCUCGCGCUCCAGGAGCCGCAGCCGCAGUCGCAAGUCUAAGGACAGGGACGGCACCAUUGCGCUGCUGGACCAGAUGGUGGGCACGACCACCAAGGCCACGGCGCGGCAGGUGAGCAGCAACGGCGCGCUCAACCCCGCCGCGCACGCCGCCAUCCUCGCCGCCGCCGCCGUCGCGCAGACGUUUGUGGCGCAGCGGCGCAUGGCGGCGCCCGUGCAGCCCGCCGCCGCCGCCGCCGCCGCGCUGUCGGCCGCCACGGCCAUCCCGCCGCCCACCUCCGUGCAGCAGAAGCUGGAGCUGCUGCAGGCGCGCUCCGACUCGCGCUACCGCCCCGAGCGCCACCACGACUACCAUCCCGACGACGACCACGACGACGGCCUCGGCCCGGCGGGCGAGACGGCGGCGGAGCGGCGGGCGCGGCGGCGCCGCACGCGCUGGAUGGGCUCGGAGCACGACAAGACCUUCAUCCCCGGCCUGCCCACCGUGCUGCCGUCCACGCUCACGCGCGACCAGGAGGAGCAGUACCUGCUGCAGCUGCAGAUCGAGGAGGUGUCGCGCAAGCUGCGCUCGGGCGACCUCGGCAUCCCCGCCAACAUCGACGAGAGGUCGCCGUCGCCCGAGCCCAUCUACUCCACGGACGGCAAGCGCCUCAACACGCGCGAGUACCGCACGCGCCGCAAGCUGGAGGAGGAGCGGCAUCGCCUCGUCACGCGCAUGCACCAGAUCAACCCCGACUUCAAGCCGCCGCCUGACUACAAGCCGCCCAUCAUCCGCGUGCACGACAAGGUGAUGAUCCCGCAGGAGGAGCACCCCGACAUCAACUUCGUGGGGCUGCUCAUCGGCCCGCGCGGAAACACGCUCAAAGCGAUGGAGAAGGAGACGGGCGCUAAGAUCAUCAUCCGCGGCAAGGGCUCGGUGAAGGAGGGCAAGGUGGGCCGCAAGGACGGCCAGCCGCUGCCGGGCGAGGACGAGCCGCUGCACGCCUACAUCACCGCCACCAACGCCGACUGCGUCAAGAAGGCCGUCGAGAAGAUCAAGGAGGUGAUCCGGCAGGGCGUGGAGGUGCCGGAGGGACAGAACGACCUGCGCCGCAUGCAGCUGCGCGAGCUGGCGCAGCUCAACGGCACUCUGCGCGAGAACGACGCCGUGCGCUGCGCCAACUGCUCCGCCACCGACCACAAGACCUGGCUCUGCCCCGACAAGCCCAACGUGACCAACAGCAUCGUGUGCUCGUCGUGCGGCGGCGCCGGCCACAUCGCGCGGGACUGCCGCGCCAAGCGCCCCGGCCAGGCCGCGCUGCACAACGCGCCCAACAAGGCUAAGAUCGACGAGGAGUACAUGUCGCUGAUGGCGGAGCUGGGCGAGGCGGCGCCGGGCGGCGCGGCGCGGCGGCUGGCGGCGCUGUGCCCGCCGGCGCUGUGCCCGCCGGCGCUGUGCCCGCCGCCGCCCGCCCGCGCCAUCAUGCCGCCGCCGCACCCAGUCACGCGUGUGUCUGCAGGCGAGCUGCCCGUGUCGCUGCCGCCGCCGCCCGGCGCCUUCCCGCCGCCGCCGCCGCCGCCCAGCACGCAGCCCGCGCCCUGGCUGGGUCAGUACACCCAGAUACAUAUCGUCACAUCGUCAUGCGAGCUUAAUAUUGACGCGUUCAUCGCGCCAUUCAAAAAUACAUCUCUACUUUAACAAUGGAGAGUCAUUUCGUGUAGAGUUAUAACAUUUUCUACAAUCAUGCAUCAACCAUUUAAUGUUCGUUGUGUGUCAGGAGGCGCGGGUUCGCAGCCGCCGGUGCCGGGCGGGCCGGGCUACCCGCCGGGGCCGGGCGGGCCGGGCUACCCGCCGCCGCCGCCGCCGGCGCCGCUGCUGCCCGACGCCAAGCCGCCCGCGCCGCACCUGCCGCCGCCGCCGCCCGGCAUGAUGGGCAUGGGGUGGCGCGGCGGCUUCAACCCGCCGCCGUGGGGGGCGCCGCCGCCGCCCGCCUUCCUGGCGCCGCCCCCGCCGCCGCCGCCCGUCUCCGGCGACUAGCGAGCCGCCGCCGCCGCCGCCGCCCGUCUCCGGCGACUAGCGAGCCGCCGCCGCCGCCGCCCGUCUCCGGCGACUAGCGAGCCGCCGCCGCCGCCGCCCGUCUCCGGCGACUAGCGAGCCGCCACACGCGCUAUCUACGCUGUAGAUGUUGACGAUGCAAUUAUUUUGAUCGACCAGAUUUAUUUGAUUUGUAAUAUAAUGAAAUUUAAUAAUUGAA